GGUGUAGCAGACAGAUGGAAAGAGCUGCAUGCAAAGGCCAUCCAACCACAGCAGGUGCACACAUCCUUACAGGUACUGCAGGUGGCUAUUUCCCGGAGAUGCUCAGGUUCGUUCAGGGUGCUGACUCACACUUGUCCAGACUUUUCUUUGCUCCCUAGGAGUAGAUAGGAAGAGUACCCAGGAAAGAGCUGAUAGGUGCUGCAUGUAGAUCGCCAGCUGGCAUCAGACAGCCUGUGCAGCCUACCUUUAGCAGCCUUUUUCUCCCCUGAAACUACAUGGAAACCAGAUGGAUGAGUUGUUCAGCCAUCAGACAUGUCCUGCGGGCCCUCUCCUUGAGCAGCUGGGAGUGUGCCAGUGGGAGGCUGGAGACCACAGCAGGCUGCUGUUGAACAAAUCAUCCACCUCUCACCCCUCCUCCAGAUUGUCUUUGCUAACGCAGUGCUGCUGAAUGGAUACUUAGAAUGGCUGGUAAAAAAAUGCCUCUGAAAAGAGAAUACGAUGAGUGUAUCUAGACUAGAAGGCUAUAGCAUAAUUUAAGAAAUGUAUCUUAAGCUACUUAAACCUAGUUUGUCAAGCUUACAGAUAAAAGUUUGCAGCACAAAUCUGAUUGAUUUUAAUGCUUUCUCUAGGGUGAUCUUCAUAGAAACCACUAAAGACUUCAAAGAACUCAUUUUUAGGCAAAAUAAGUGAAAUAAGUUGUUCUGAUAAAAUGGAUCCUUGUUCAGUUGGAGUCCAGCUUCAAGCUACCAAUGAAUGUCAUAAGACCUAUUAUACCCGUCACACUGGCUUCAAGACUAAGGAAGAUAUAUCUUCAUUUGAUCUACUGUUGCUUCAGCUUAGGACUGGGAUGACCCUUUCAGAAAACGACACUAUCUGCUUUCAUCAUGCAAAAAUUUACAUUGAAAGAUUUGAAGACUUACAAAAGUCAUGUUGUGAUCCCUUUAAUAUGCACAGAAAACUGUCAAAGAAAAACUUGCGUGCAAUUGACCUGCAUGACGCAACUUUUCUAACUGCCAAGUUUGGAAGACAGUUUGUACCUGGUUGGAAGCUUUGUCCCAAAUGUAUGCAGGUAAUAAAUGGCAGUGUGGAUGUCGAAGCUGAAGAACGCCAAAGAAGAAAGCUUGAUUCGGACGGGCGUACAGCUAAGGCUUUGAAGUCUCUGCAGUUUACUAACCCAGGACGACAGACUGAAUUCACUCCUGAGACCAGUAAGAGGGAAAAAAGAAGGCUGCAAACAAAAAAUCCAUCAUUUAACUCUGACAGGCAAGUUAUACCAGCCAAGAGUAAAGUCUACGAUAGCCAGGGACUACUUCUUUACAGUGGGAUGGACCUCUGUGACUGUCUUGAUGAAGAUUGCCUGGGAUGUUUCUAUGCUUGCCCCAAGUGUGGCUCCAACAAAUGUGGCACCGAAUGUCGCUGUGACCGCAAAUGGCUUUAUGAGCAAAUUGAGAUAGAAGGAGGAGAAAUCAUUCGUAAUAAGCACGUUGGUUAGUGCAUAUGCUCUUUUUUUUUUUUUUUUUUUAGAUGUAUGUUCCACUCUUAAACAACUUUUAUCAUUUAGUUGUUCAAUGAAAACCAUUGUAGUUAAUUGUGAAUUGUCAUAAAUGUGCUUCCACGUUCCAUCUCAGUAUGAUUAAGGAAAUACUCUUAAUCGUACUACUUGUCACACUUCAUUCCACGUUGUACUGUCUUGUUAAUGACUUAAGUUUUGCACUGUAAUGAAGUGUAAGGUGCUAAAUUUCCACGUGGCAUACCAUUGUCCACUCACAAUCAUUUCACAUAUGCUUUGUUGAGUGUACCGUCUCCCUGUAUCCCUCAUUUUUUAGUUGCAUGGUUUUGAAUUACUGUAUGUGAAACGCUUUUGUAUUGUUAUUUAUGAAGCUACGUCCAGUAUUAAUAAAGAUUUCUCCAGUACUAACAGUGAAUGCUACAUCUUCUAGAAAUUAUCACAGCUACCUCUGAUAAAUUCAAUCCUUUUCACUUAGCUUUACUCAAAGGUAUUUAGGAGUACGGAUCCCUUUCGAGUUACUGGGAUUUGGGAUCCAGUUAUCCUUAAGAAUUCAAAAGUCUCACUGUUAAGUGUUAUUAAACUGUCAAAAUGCUGAAAAAGAUAUAAAAGUAUUUCAUUGUGGUAGCGUUUGGUUACUUUCUUGUAACAACUGAAAUAAUUUUGUUGUAUUUCUUAUUGGUCUGUAAUUGGACUGAUACUUCACAGCCCUCUCCCCUUUCUUUCUUUUUGCUUGUUUUUAAGGUAAAGGUUUACAUGCAGCUGAAAUGAAUUCAACCUGUCUGUUCCCAAACUAAGAAUAUCCAGACUGCUACAAAAAUCAGUUGAACUGAAAUUUUUGGUUGAUAAAAUAUUUCUCCUCAGCAUGUUUAAAUUUUGCUGAAUUACAAGAUUUAUGGAAAUAAGAAUUUGUAAUUGAAAUAUUAGUUAAUAUUUAAUGUGUUAUUCUCUGGUAUUUUUGUGCUGUGUUAAAAGUACAUUUUCUGCUUCUAUGACAGACUUGGAAGAUCUGUAUGUUUGUUAAAUCACAUUUAUUCAAGAAUACUGUUAACUAUUACUUUCUGAAACUUUUUUGUGAUAACUUUGUAUAAUCUUGCUAUUUGUUCAGAGUAUUUAUAUUUAAAUUUCUUGAAGGUUGCCACUGUUAAAAUCCAGUUAUGCUUUGUGUUGUACUGACAUCUGCUGGUCCUAGCCAGGCAUAAGCAUGGAUUUACUCUACCUUGUUGCUGUUAGAUCCACUUAGAAAAUAAACGGUCUUUCUUUUGUUCAA
Molecule: messenger RNA, 2777 nt
Organism: Gallus gallus (chicken)
Lineage: Eukaryota; Metazoa; Chordata; Aves; Galliformes; Phasianidae
Gene: ARL14EP
Product: ADP ribosylation factor like GTPase 14 effector protein
Exons: 3
Coding region: 710-1492 (260 amino acids)
Cellular component (GO): intracellular membrane-bounded organelle
Source: RefSeq, a predicted model, not a curated record